Atta colombica is the source of this 1757-nucleotide messenger RNA. It is a transcript of the gene Ugt50B3, whose product is annotated as 2-hydroxyacylsphingosine 1-beta-galactosyltransferase-like. The record is from RefSeq and is a predicted model, not a curated record. The transcript has 8 exons. The coding region runs from base 18 to 1757 and encodes 579 amino acids. Gene Ontology annotation, molecular function: UDP-glycosyltransferase activity. Lineage: Eukaryota; Metazoa; Arthropoda; Insecta; Hymenoptera; Formicidae.
AAGCUGAUAUCCUGAGGAUGACGCGUGUCGCAUAUCGACUCGGUCUCUAUCAGCUCCUCCUGGGGUUCAGCUUGCUGAUCGAGCCCCUGCUGGGCUACAAUGUCCUGAUGGCCACUAUGGGUGGUACCAAGUCUCAUACGGUGCCCUUCGUCGCCCUUGGUACGAGUCUGAGGUCACGGGGGCAUAACGUCACGCUGCUGAGCGCUUUCCCAGGUCCCGCAGCGAAUAAUGGUCUUCACGAACUGGUGCCGUCGAUCCUCGAGGCUUAUGUCGAGAAUUUCACGGCUGAGUGGGACCUAGUGGGAGCCAGGUUCCGGAAUGAGCUUCCGGUAUCACCGUGGGACGCUAUGAGAUACGCCUGGGAGUCAUGCGAGGCUUUACUCCAGGACGCGUCGUCGAUAGCCAGUAUGAGAAAACCGAAUGGCGAUCCGCACACUCGAUGGGACGUCGCGGUACUUGACGGCGCUUACCCCGAAUGCAUGUUGGGAAUCCUCCAUGGCGAGAAUGUGCCGACGAUAAUGUUGAAUACGGUGGCACUGUACAGCGGGUCCAUUAUGCGACAGGGCAAUCCAUCACCUUGGUCAGUGACACCAUAUUUCGGUAAAGCGAUCACGCAGGACAUGACUUUCUUCCAGAGAGUCCUGAACGCAGCGGCUCUGCUCACUCUAAAAAUUAUGCACUGGUUCACGCUCUCGAUUUAUCUUCAGCCAACGCUCCAGAGAUACCUCGGCAAUCAUAUACCCAACGAUCUGCACAGCCUAACGGCGGAGGUCCCCCUGACUUUGCAGAACAGUCAUUAUAGCGUGGGCGAUUCUGUGCCCUAUUUGUCGAACGUCGUAAACGUGGCGUGCCUUCACUGCAGACCGGCGAUGCAAUUAAGCUCCGACUUAGAAUCCUUUCUACGACGCGGUUUUGUGUUUGUCUCGAUGGGAUCGUCGGUGCGAGCUUCUGGGAUGCCGGAGGCAUUACGGCAGAUCUUUUUCGCGGUAUUCUCCACGCUACCGUACAAUGUCGUAUGGAAGUGGGACGGUAGCAAGAUCAAGGAUCUACCGGCGAAUGUGAGGACAGCUGCCUGGUGGCCGCAACAGGAGCUGCUCGGUCAUUCCAAGCUACGUGCCUUCGUUUCUCACGGCGGACUGCUAUCUUUGCACGAAGCGGCUUACCACGGUGCACCGACUCUGGUCUUACCAGUCUUCUGCGAUCAUGAUGGAAAUGCGGCACAAGCUGAAAAAUUGGGUUACGCUUUGGUAAUGGAUCUGGCUGGUAUAUCCAUUAGUGCGCUUCGCAAAGAUAUAAUUAAAGUCGCCGCACUUCACAAUAAUUCGUACAGAGAGGCGGCUAAAAAGAGAAGUGCGUUAUUACGUGAUCUUCCGAUCGGUCCUGGAGAAUUAGCCACGUGGUGGGUCGAACACGUUGCCAAAUAUGACGGAGCUGUUCAUUUGAAAAGUUCAAUUCGUGAUUUCGGAACUGUCGGUAUGGCAAGUAAUGUAGGACACGGCAAUGGUGGCAGUGCUCUAGUGAUUCUAUUAUCGACGCGCCAUCGAUGUCGGCUAGGUCCACUUUCAGCCAGAGAAACGACGCUGUACCUACGGCUCACUUUCGAACACAGGAGUCUUGUGACUUAUCCAUGUAAAUUAUCGGUUUGUUCAAAAUAUUCGGUCAUUUUGGAACGCAAGAGUCUGUACAAGACUAUCGAAAUUGAAUUGAUUAUCGAGGAACUUACGGAAGAAGCCUCCAGGAGAUUUCUCAGCUCUUAA